UUCUUUUCCCCAAGAACAUUGGUACCGGUACUUGGAUAUUUCUCACUCACUAAUAGUCUGUUUCCAGUUUGGAAGGAAUGCCUCGGGUUUGAAUUUCCCCUCUAUGCAGGAUCGCUUAUUAAUUGUUUAUUGCCAACCACUUGCUUCGAACCUUCUUUCUUCAUUCAACUCGCAACUUUUCCAAUCUUCAACAAACGCCUCUCUGGUCCCGUUCCGGCCAAUUGCAUCAGAACCCUUGCAGCCGCGAUUUCGUUGAGCCGUAGAAAUCUUGUAUCGUCUCCGUCCCUUGCCAACCAUUCCCUAGCAGGCAUUGUGCCAUCAACUGGCAAACUCCCCCAUCAUGGUGCUGGUCAAUCCGAACACGCUCGCGAACAAUCCCCCUGCUAUUCGACACAGGACUUUCUGGCCCUCCAUCGAUAUCGAUUGGCUCGAGUUCACCAAGUUCCCUAAACUUCCCCCGGAACUCCGUCUUAGGAUUUGGUCCCACUCACUUCCAGAUCCUAGGAUCGUGACAAUCGAGCAGAGCCUGACACGAGCAAAGGACUACCGCAUCUCCUGCCAAAAUCGCGUCCCUGGCACUUUGCUCGUCAAUCGAGAGUCACGUGAAGUUGCUCUGAAACGAUACUCCCUCCGCUUCACGACCUUGGAGAAUGUUUACGGACCUCCUGUAUACUUCGACUUCAACCGCGAUGUCAUAUGUCUGAAGAGAUGUGACAGAGCUUGGUGGAACAACUUCAACGAUGAGUUUAAUGAAGAUCUGAGCCUGGUGACUAGGAUCAUGAUAGAGAACCUACAUUGCUCCCUGAACCAAAUGAUUCUCCGAGCAGAACCGUUUCGUAACAUGUGCAGCUUAGGUUUAGUUCGUGAGGACCUUCAGCCGCGGCUGACUUUGAACGAAGAAAUGCGGGUUUUCUCGGGUCUGAGAGCAUGCAUACAUAGGGCGGAGGGAUUAGGCGCGAGGUUCAAGGAGGGGGACGCAAAGUUACUGGAGAGACUGGACGUUUACUUCAUUUCCCGCUUUAGUGUGUUUGAUCUGGAGCAAGGGGUGAGUGAUUGGGAGCCUUGAGACUCUCUCGAAUCGACGCAGCGUUUCGCCUUCCUCAGGACCGAAUCCUUCAGUCUCACGCCAAACACCAUCCACAUCUACCGACCGCCCAUUUUGUCCCUCGAUCGUCUUCUCAUCAACACACAACCUCGUCGAUCAACAUUUAAUAAAUGGCCUUUCCACAAGCACGGUUUUCUGUCACAACGACUUAGCC
Molecule: messenger RNA, 1259 nt
Organism: Hyaloscypha bicolor E
Lineage: Eukaryota; Fungi; Ascomycota; Leotiomycetes; Helotiales; Hyaloscyphaceae
Exons: 2
Coding region: 341-1066 (241 amino acids)
Source: RefSeq, a predicted model, not a curated record